AAGUACGAAACCAGGAAAAUACUACCCCGACAUAAAUAUUCCAAAUAUUUCUAAAAUUAUUUCCUUAAAAAGUACCCAAAGUUCUUGUUUAGUAACAUCGACUCAAGCAACUUCUAUGGAUGAACCACAAAACUCUGCUGCCGGCGUUAACGAAAUGUUCUGUGAUAAUAUGCAAAAAGUCAAAGACUUUAGCUGCCAAGCAGACACGAUGAGUAGUUGGCCAGGAAUUGAAGUUAUUAUGAAGAGUUAUAAAGAAUAUGAAUCAGCUCGAAAAAAAGAAAUUGUGGACCUUCACAAACGAAACACGAACUUGCGAGUGGAAUCUGCUCACAUUACUCGCGCAGCAUCGCGGGACUCCGAUAGAGCGAGAGCAUUACUCGCCGAACGAAGAAAUUUGGCCAACGAAGAACGCAGUGUUCGAAACUCUAUACAAUGGCUGCACACAAUGGUCGAUCUUAUCAGAAACUAUGAUGACGAAUGCAAUUAAAGGAUUCAAAGCUUUAAAUCGUCAAAAAUAUGCUUCCGACUUGUACUAUACCUUACAACUUUUAAGCUUUUAAUCCAUAUACCUAGUAGGUAUAUGCCUAC
Pararge aegeria (speckled wood butterfly) is the source of this 588-nucleotide messenger RNA. RefSeq lists its product as uncharacterized. Bases 116 to 487 code for a protein of 123 amino acids. The record is from RefSeq and is a predicted model, not a curated record. The transcript is spliced from 2 exons. Lineage: Eukaryota; Metazoa; Arthropoda; Insecta; Lepidoptera; Nymphalidae.